Molecule: messenger RNA, 1545 nt
Organism: Leptosia nina
Lineage: Eukaryota; Metazoa; Arthropoda; Insecta; Lepidoptera; Pieridae
Source: the annotation of a GenBank genome assembly
AUGACGAGUUCAUUGGUAUUUAUCUUAUGCGUGAUAACAGGAAUACAUUCGGCCAGAAUACUCGCCGUAUUUCCUACUCCGUCCGUGAGCCACCAAGUUGUAUUCCGACCUUUGACAUUGGAGUUAGCGAAGCGAGGCCAUGAACUCACAGUUAUCACAACAGACCCAUUAUUCAGAUCUCAAAGCCCAGGAAACUACACGGAAAUCGACGUCCACGAUAUGUCGUAUGAACUUUGGAAGAAAAAGUUCGUCUACGAUGUAAAAUUUGGAAUGAAGAAGAGUAUAUACCAACAAGUGGAAACGAUAUUGACGAUUAUGUCGGACAUCAUGUGUUUACAAGUGGAACACCCGGAAAUACAACGUAUAAUAAAGAAUCGUGAGAAGUACGAUCUCCUUUUGUUAGAAGCGUGGCCACGACAAAAUUUGAUGUAUAGUUACUUAUUUAAAGCGCCUGUGAUUCAGAUAAGCUCUCUGGGAGCUUUGUUCGGGAACGACGAAAACAAUUUUGGUGUACCAAAACACCCCUUCCUAUAUCCCAUGACGAUAUCGCAGAAAGUCUACGAUCUUACAUUUUGGGAUAAAAUUGAGGAAAUAAGAUUACGAUUAUGGUUUAAUAAAAUUUGGGACGAUGAAGAGCCUAAAGAACUAAAGAUCCUCCGAGAGAAGAUAAGUAAAGAUUUACCCAAUUAUGACAUUCUGAGUGACAAUAUCGAUAUGCUGUUUAUAAACACUCAUCCUAUGUGGAUUAACAAUCAACCGUUGCCACCAAACGUGAUAACAAUUUGGGGAAUUCAUAAGAAUCCUGAAAGAGUUCUACCGAAAGAUCUUCAGACUUUCCUUGACUCUUCCAAGAACGGAGUGAUCUACUUGAGUUUUGGAACUAAUGUGUUUUCAUCUCUACUGCCACAGGAGCAAAUUCAGAUAUUCGUCCGUGUGUUUUCAAAAUUACCUUAUGACAUUCUGUGGAAAUGGGAAACUAAUGAACUGCCAAAUAGGGCGGAGAAUAUAAAAAUUGUAAAAUGGUUGCCGCAGUCUGACCUAUUAAAACAUCCCAAGAUCAAACUUUUCAUAACACAAGGCGGCUUGCAGUCAACAGAUGAAGCUAUAAUUGCUGGUGUACCAAUGAUAGGAGUCCCGAUGCUUGGAGACCAAUGGUCUAAUGUGGAGAAAUGUGAGUUUUACAAAAUCGGCAAGAAAGUUGAAAUGGAGACGAUUACUGAAGAAGAAUUAGAAGGAGCUAUUCAGACUGUGAUAAACGAUACAAGCUACCGAGACAAUAUUAUACGUCUUCGUAAACUAAUGAACGACCAGCCGCAAGGUGCCUUAGAACGCGCUGUUUGGUGGACCGAGUACGUGCUGCGACAUGGUGGAGCCAAGCACCUCCGCGCGGCUGGAGCCAACAUGCACUGGACGAAAUACUACGAGAUAGAAUUCGUACUUCAGCUGUUUUCAAUAGUGUUCGUCGCUCUGGUCGCCUCAUUAUUAGUAAUUUAUUUCGUAUGGAAACAGUUAUCAAUACCAAAAAGUAAACUCAAAGAUAAUUAG